Dentiscutata erythropus is the source of this 225-nucleotide messenger RNA. The record is from the annotation of a GenBank genome assembly. NCBI's taxonomy places the organism in Eukaryota, Fungi, Glomeromycota, Glomeromycetes, Diversisporales, Gigasporaceae.
AUGGCUGGUGCUUUAAGUUAUAUUCGAGAUAUAAAACCAGAAAACUUGUUGAUAGAUUUGAAUGACAAGAUCAAGAUUGCAGAUUUUGGAUGGUCUGUGCAUACAAUUCAAAGUUGGAAAACAUUUUGUGGUACAUUGGAUUAUCUUCCACCCAAAAUGGUAGAAGGUACCGCAUUAUUUGAAGAAACUGGUCAUACUGCAAAAUAUGAAGAUUUGCAAAGUUGA